Molecule: messenger RNA, 894 nt
Organism: Colletotrichum navitas
Lineage: Eukaryota; Fungi; Ascomycota; Sordariomycetes; Glomerellales; Glomerellaceae
Product: NAD dependent epimerase/dehydratase
Exons: 2
Coding region: 1-894 (297 amino acids)
Biological process (GO): S-adenosylmethionine biosynthetic process
Cellular component (GO): methionine adenosyltransferase complex
Molecular function (GO): methionine adenosyltransferase regulator activity
Source: RefSeq, a predicted model, not a curated record
AUGGCCACCAAUGGACACUCUGGAAACCGCUUCCUAAUCUGGGGCGGCAAGGGCUGGGUUGCGAACCACCUCAAGGAAAUACUCGAGGGCCAGGGCAAGGAGGUCUACACUACCACCGUCCGCAUGGAGGACCGCGAGGCCGUCAUCGCCGAGCUUGACAAGGUCAAGCCUACCCACGUCCUCAACUGCGCCGGCUGCACCGGCCGCCCCAAUGUCGACUGGUGCGAGGAUAACAAGGAGGCCACCAUGCGCUCCAACGUUAUCGGCACCAUGAACCUUACCGACGCCUGCUACCUCAAGGGCAUCCACUGCACCGUUUUUGCCACUGGCUGCAUUUACCAGUACGACGACGCCCACCCCAUCGGCGGCCCCGGCUACCUCGAGACCGACCCUGCCAACUUCAAGGGCAGCUUCUACUCAGAGACCAAGGGUCACGUUGAGGAGGUCAUGAAGUACUACACUAACUGCCUUAUCCUCCGCCUGCGCAUGCCCGUCAGCGACGACCUGCACCCGCGCAACUUUGUCACCAAGAUCGCCAAGUACGACCGGGUUGUCGACAUCCCCAACAGCAACACGAUCCUCCAUGACCUCCUCCCAGCGUCGAUUCUCAUGGCCGAGCACAAGGACACGGGCAUCUACAACUUCACCAACCCGGGUGCCAUCUCGCACAACGAGGUGCUCUCCCUGUUCAAAGAGAUUGUGCGCCCCGACUUCACAUGGAAGAACUUCUCCCUCGAGGAGCAGUCCAAGGUCAUCAAGGCCGGUCGCAGCAACUGCAAGCUCGACACAACAAAGCUGGAGAAGAAGCUCAAGGAGUACAAUUACACGGUGCCCGAGAUCCACGAGGCGUACCGCGCCUGCUUCGAGCGCAUGAAGGCCAAUGGCGCUCAGUAA